This is a messenger RNA of Castor canadensis (American beaver), 3326 nucleotides long. NCBI's taxonomy places the organism in Eukaryota, Metazoa, Chordata, Mammalia, Rodentia, Castoridae. The record is from RefSeq and is a predicted model, not a curated record.
CCUAGGCAAAGGUCACAGGGCAGAUGUAGAAGGGUGAUCAGCAGUCUUGGCAUGCCUGAAACUGUCUGUUUUAGCAUUGAAGGACCAAGGACCCAAGGAACCUUCUGGUCCUGGAAAACUGGGACAGUUGGUCAUCCUACAGGCAGUCUCUUUAAUUGGUGGGCCCUUCCACUAACUGCAAAACCCCACAAAAGCUUUACCACCAGACAGAUGAUACAGACCAAGGGGGCAGAUGCUGGACCAGUGACAUCCCUGCAGGCUAUGCAGAAGCCAACUGUCGGUCAAACAAUCCAAUUCUCCAGGAGUGGAACCCAGUGCUCCCCACCACCUAGCCUUUCCCCCCGGGAUCCUCUAACCUUUGGGCCAGCACCCACUCUGAUUGGCAAUUCUAAGUCAUUAAAUAUGUGGCUAUCCUCCUUCAUCACCUUCUUUCUGAUGCCAUCACAAACCCUGGGUUCUUACUGGUCUCCCUGGGUUCCCAAGCAAUUGUGCCAUCAGAUGCACCCCUAGAGGAGGCCCCAGGAGAAAGCAAAGUAGGGGACAGCCCAUGGUCAGGCCAGCACAAAAGGGUCCCCACCAAGGGCUGCUCAUCCGCCCUGGUGAUUUAGAACACACAUGACUCAUCUCACUUGAACUCAGACAGGGGCCUCCUUGAAAGGAACUCAGCAUCCCUGGGCACACUGAGCCCCUGAUGUCCCUAACCCUUGCCAGUAUCCUCCAGCCCCACAGAAGCAGCCAACAUGCCAGUCACCAAGUGCCCAAAAAAGUCAGAACCCCUGUGGAAGGGGUGGGAGCAGAAAACCCAGAAGAAUGGACUGAGGCACCAGGUGUACGCAGUGAAUGGAGACCACUACGUGGGCGAAUGGAAGGACAACACAAAACAUGGAAAAGGAACACAGGUCUGGAAAAAGACAGGUGCCAUCUAUGAAGGCGACUGGAAGUUUGGGAAGAGAGAUGGCUAUGGCACCCUCAGCCUUCCAGACCAAGAGACAGGAAAGUACAGGAGAAUCUACUCGGGCUGGUGGAAAGGUGAUAAGAAAUCGGGCUACGGGAUCCAGUUUUUCGGACCCAAGGAUUAUUACGAGGGUGAGUGGUGUGGCAACCAGCGCUGCGGGUGGGGCCGCAUGUACUACAGGAACGGCGACAUCUACGAGGGCUGGUGGUGGAACAACAAACCCGAAAGGGAGGGCAUGUUACGUCUGAAGAAUGGAAACCGCUACGAGGGCAACUGGGAGAGAGGCAUGAAGAACGGGCAUGGGCGUUUCUUCUACCUGGACCAUGGUCAGCUAUUUGAAGGUUUCUGGGUGGAUGAUGUGCCCAAGUGUGGCACCAUGAUCGACUUUGGCCGCGAUGAGGCCCCGGAGCCUACCCAGUUCCCCAUUCCUGAGCUCAAACUUCUAGACCCUGAUGGUGUGUUGGAGGAAGCCUUGGUCAUGUUCAAAAAAACAGAGGAAGGAGGACACUGAUGCCAGGUGAGGAAGUGGGCACAUCUGCCACCUUUGAUGAGGUGUCUCAUCAAAGUCUCUGGGGCUUGGAACAACAUAGUCUCCAAAGGGCUGAGAGGCAAGGCCAGAGAGGGCAGGUUUUUGCCUCCGGUGGUCCACCUGGUCCUUUUUAGUUCUUUGAAACCCAGUGUAUUCUAGCCCUGCCCAGAUCUACCCAUUUGCAUGUUGGGCCUUCUUGGUGGGCACUGGGCUGAAGUCAGGUGAUCUGAUGCCCUUGAGUGAGGCUCCGGGCCCAGGUCUCCUUUGACACAACUGUCUGGUGGGACUCGUGCAGUCAUAGCCCCUCCCAGGGUGUGGGUGAGCCUGGGAAAGGGCACUAGUCCAGCAUUUUUCCACACCAGCUCCACUGUUGUCCUCACCCCUGCAGAGAGAGCCAAGGCUCAGGAGAAACUCAGUUCAAGCCCUUGUCACCCAACUGCUCAGACCAGUGCGAUGUGGCUCCUGAGGGAGGAGCCAGCAGUGACUCCGGACACACCCAUGGCACUCUCAGAGGGCACCACACUCCUCCUAGUAUGAGGUCAUUCUUUACCAAUGGGGGCCAGUGUGUCUCUCCAGCUGGCCUUGGGGACCCUCUUAUUAAGGCCUUCAUUCUAUGACCUAUAUUGCAGAAUAAAGAAGAAACCUGCUGGCCUUAGCUCAGGGUCCGUGGAAUGAGUAGGGGUGGAAGGGCUUGGAGGGAUGUCAGAUAGAUGGAAGACAGUUUCCUGGGUUAGGGGAAAAGGGUCAGGCAGCUCCAGGUUUCUGACCACUGAGCUAGCCCAGAGAGCAGAGUAAACUUGUCUCCCACCAGUUCUCAAGACUUGAGAUUCAAGCUGGACCCACGUUCUCAAUGGGUGUUCUCAAUUUUGGAAUCCCGUGGAAGCUUUCGAGGCUGUGGAUGCCUGGGUCCCAUGCCUAGGGACUCCCAUCUGAUUCAACUGGGGUGAGGCUUAAGCUUUCAAAAAACUACCCAGGGGAUUCUGAUAUGGAGCUGGGGUCAAGACCCCAUGACUGAGAGGCUGUGUGACUCUAAUCAGGUGGUCUCAGUUGUUCCAUCUGUAAAAUGGGUCUGAGGAGACCUCACAAGAAUGCUUGGAGACUUUAACAGAUGAGAGAAUACGUGUUAAGGUUAACUGUGCACCAGCUUUCUGGAAAGAACUCUGCAGAAAACCCUAUGUGCCAUUCUCGAGCAGUGAGAGAGACUCUUGCACACUGGGUAGGAGUGUGAGCCCUGAAGCCAGUUUGCCUGGAUGGAAAGCCCAGAGCUGUGUGUUCUUGACAGUGUCACCCACUCUAUUCUGUAGGCGCCCUCACUUGUAAUGUGGGACAAUAACAGAAUUUACCACCUGGGGUUAUUGUGGAUAGUUACUGUGAUGAUGAAAUUGCACAGUAAUUUUAAACUGGGUGGUAUUUUUUUCCUUCAGGAACAUUUGGUAGUGUCUGGAGACACUUGUGGUUGUCACAGUUGGCAGAGAGAAAUGCUACUGCUUGCUCUCUAGAGGGUAGGAAUCAGGGAUAUUGCUACAAUGUAAAAAACACUACAAAGGAAUUAUUCAGCUCAAAGUCAAGUGUUGUGGUAGAGAAACCCUGAAAUUUGCUGACGUUUGUAAAGCCCUCAGCCAGUACCUAGCACACACUAAAGACUCACUGACAUUCACUGCCCCCUAAAUCAUAAUUUGGCCUGGCCUAAGGCGUGGUGCUCCAUCUAUACCUGACCCCAGGAAGUCAAGACUGUCCACUGCAGUCAACAGUAACUACCAGAUACUCAGUGGAGGGCUAGGGGCAUGGUUCAAGUGGUAGCGCUCCUGCCUAGCCUUGAGUUCAAACCUCAGUACUGCCAAA